Molecule: messenger RNA, 4686 nt
Organism: Balaenoptera acutorostrata (minke whale)
Lineage: Eukaryota; Metazoa; Chordata; Mammalia; Artiodactyla; Balaenopteridae
Product: zinc finger protein OZF-like
Exons: 4
Coding region: 230-2302 (690 amino acids)
Biological process (GO): regulation of immune system process; regulation of cytokine production; negative regulation of transcription by RNA polymerase II
Source: RefSeq, a predicted model, not a curated record
ACGGCGGGCGACAUUUUGUAAACUUGGGUCUGUUCACCGGUGGUGAGCUUCGCAACCCUGGGCCGGUGCGAGGUCAGGGAGCCUGGAGGGCGCUGUGCUUUCUGCUCUGAGGCGGGUCUGAGGCUCGGUGUGGGCGCCAUCCACCUUGACUCUGUCUCGGGGCCGGGAUAGGGGCCGCCGGGCCUGGGCCCCUGCUUCGCCCACAAACUGUGCUGAAGGGGCCGCGCUGAUGGAUCCGAUUCAGGUUCCACGUUCAACAGAACCACUUAUGAACUCUGCACCGGGCUCUGUGACCUUUGAGGACGUGGCUGUGUACUUUUCCCAGGAGGAAUGGAGGCUUCUUGAUGAGGCCCAGAGACUCCUGUACCGUGAUGUGAUCCUGGAGACCUUUGCACUUGUUGCGUCAUUGGGGUGUUGGCAUAGAGCAGAGGAUGAGGAGACACCUUCUGAGCAGAAAGUUUCUGUAGAAGUGCCACAAAUAAAUGCUUCAAAGACAGACCUGUCCACCCUGAAGUCCUAUCCCUGGCAGAGGUUCUGCCUGUACUUAGAAGGUGGUUUGCAUCUAGCUGAGGACCUUGGCACAAACCCUGGUCAGAAACUGUGUGGGGCAGGUGUGAACUUUCACCAGCACAGUGGACAGGAACUCUUUAGAAGAGAUGUGGGUAAGACCUUUAUGAAGAGCCACACAGUCCAUGCAUACAAGAAGUCUUUCACAUGCCAGGAGCCUGGGAAGGAUUUCCCUGGUACCUCUGGCCUUCUCCAGCACCAGGUCACUCCACAAAAGGACACCAAGUGUGUGGAGGCCUCUCACAAUGGACAAAGGCAGUAUAAAUGCCACGAAUGUGGAAAAGCCUUCUGCUGGAAGUCCAGGCUUGCUCAGCACCAGAGAGUCCACACUGGAGAGAGGCCUUAUGAAUGUGAUGAAUGUGGGAAAGCCUUUGGCUAUAAAUACAUACUUGUUCAGCACUGGAAUGUCCACACUAGAGAAAAGCCUUAUGGAUGCAGCGAAUGUGGGAAAGCUUUUAGCGACAAACACACACUUGUUCGGCACCAGCGAAUUCACACUGGAGAAAGGCCUUACAAAUGCAGUGAAUGUGGGAAAGCCUUCUGCCGCAAAUACAGACUUGCUCAGCACCAGAGAGUCCACACUGGAGAGAGGCCUUAUGAGUGCUGUGAAUGUGGGAAAACCUUCACCCGUAAACCCACACUAUUUAAGCACCAGAGAAUCCACACUGGAGAAAGGCCUUAUAAGUGCAGUGAAUGUGGUAAAGCCUUUAGAUGCAACUCCAGCCUCAUUAAACAUAGAAGAAUUCACACGGGGGAAAGGCCUUAUGAGUGUAAAGAAUGUGGGAAGUUCUUUAGCCAAAGCUCUCAACUUAUUGUGCACCAGAGAAUUCACACUGGAGCCAAGCCUUAUGAGUGCAGUGAAUGUGGGAAAACCUUCACCACUAAAAGCAAACUUGUUCAGCACCAGAGAGUCCACACAGGAGAAAGGCCUUAUGAAUGUGGAGAAUGCAGUAGAGCCUUCAGCUGUAAACGCAUGCUUGUUCAGCACCAGAGAAUUCACACUGGAGAGAGGCCUUAUGAGUGCAGUGAAUGUGGAAAAGUCUUUAGGUACAUUUCCAGCCUCGUUAAACAUAGAAGAAUUCACACUGGGGAAAGGCCUUAUGAGUGUAGUGAAUGUGGGAAAACCUUCACCGCUAAAAGCAAACUUGUUCAGCACCAGAGAGUCCACACAGGAGAAAGGCCUUAUGAAUGUGGAGAAUGCAGUAGAGCCUUCAGCUGUAAACGCAAGCUUGUUCAGCACCAGAGAAUUCACACUGGAGAGAAGCCUUAUGAUUGCAGUGAAUGUGGAAAAGUCUUUAGGUACAUUUCCAGCCUCAUUAAACAUAGAAGAAUUCACACUGGGGAAAGGCCUUAUGAGUGUAGUGAAUGUGGAAAGUUCUUUAGGCAAAGCUCCCACCUUAAAGUCCACCAGAGAAUUCACACUAUAGCAAACACUUAUGAGUGCAGUGAAUGUGGGAAGCAUUUUAGCCAAAACUCUACUCUCAUUUCACACCAGAGAGUUCACACUGGAGCAAAGGCUUAUAAGUGCAGUGAAUGUGGGAAACGUUUUAGCCAAAGCUCUACUCUUAUUAAGCACCAGAGUUCACAUUGGAGAAAAACCACGAGUGCAAUAAAUGUGGAGAUUUCUUCAGCCAAAACUCCCAGCUUACUCAACACCGAAAAGUUCAUGCUACAGAAAGGCAUCACCAGUACAGCAAAUGUGGAAAAUUUUUCUGUCAAAGUCUGCUCUGACUGAGCACCAGAAAUUUAACAGCCCAGAUGAACCCUAUGAGUGCAGUGAAUGUAAGAAAGCUUUCAGCUGAAGGUCUAACUUCAUCCUCCUUCAUCACCAGAAAGUUCAUACUGGAGGAAGGCUUUCAAAUGAGAUGAGAGCAGCGAAUGAGCUGUCUCCUUAGUUAAUACAUCAUACUGAAUAGGCUCUGUGAGGGAGUCAUCAGCUGGAAGCUGAAUGCCAUACAUCUAAACAGCCCUAGUGUGCAGAUUGCCUAUGAGUACCAGGUUCGUAGGAAGCUUUUAAGGAGGUAUGCUGUACUUUCUGACUUUAUGUCACUGUGAGUUUCUUACCUCACCCAAGUGGUAGAUCCCCAUUCUUGGCACCAGUCACCUCAGUGUGAUCAGGGUAGGUAGAUCUUUGUGCGCUCUUAUCCCCUUAGAAAUGCAUGAAUAGCCUGAGCACUUGGGUGUUGUCAUUCUCUUUGGUCCUGUCAGGACCAAAGCAGCUUUGACCAUGGGAAUCCAGUCUGGGUUCUGCUGGUGGCUCACAGAGGUUCAACUUCUUUGGUGGCAUUGUCUCAUAUCAUGCUCAGGAUAGGUUUUUCAAGGUCCAAGUCACUCUGGGAACUAUUUGCCUCAGUUUGCUCUGCUCUAUACCAUAAUGAAGACUAUUAUUUAAGCCACCUUUCAUCUUGGGAUUUGUUCACUGUCAGACUGGUGUUGAGAAUCAUAUUGAACUGUCAGGAUGAUGAGGAACUGGUUUUGUGAGUGUUCCAAACUUCGUAUACCUCAAUGAGGAUAGUGUCAUGGCAGAGAAUAGUUUUCACUCCAGUUUCUGUCCAAUCUGUUGUCCAAGGCCUCCUAGGGUAGACUGCAGGGCUCUGUGGGACUAAUGUUGAGUUCUGGAUGUCAGAAUUUUUGGUGGGUCCCGAGGUCACCUGAGAUGAGGACAGUUGUGAGACCCACCAGUGAUUUUUGGAGCAGCAUGAAUGGUUCUCUUUUUCACAUGGGAUGUCACAUCAUGCCCCCAGUACUGUUAAAGAUAAGAAAUUCUCUAGGUCCAGCUGGAAAAGAGACCAUGUGCCAUAUGUGCCCAAAGUGGUAGGCUGGUGUUCCUGAGUGUUAGAUUACAGGCAUCAGGUGGGAACCAUAUUUCAUACAGAAACACUCAUGGAAUUAAUAGGGAGUGAGAGACAAGCAAACAAGAAGGGAUGAGCCUUUUCUAAAGUUUCAUCCACAAAUGUUCCAGUGACUGUGUCUGUUUAGGAUAAAGUUUUUGAAGAAAUUCUCAGGAGUUCCAGAGCUGUUCCUCUCCUCCUGAGCCCCCAGUCAGUGUCAGACUGAAUAAUGUAAAGGUUUUAGGAAUCAGCAUCUGCAAAUAAUUUAUCUCAAGGCCAUUGCUGCACAGUGAAAACAAUGGGGAAUGAGAGUGGAAAUUGUGUAGUCCAGGCAUGUGAAUUUUAGUACCCAGGCAGAGUUCCUGGAUAACUUAAGUGCAAACAACUUUCACUGCUCACCAGUCUUCUUUGCUACUGCUACAGAUUCCCUCCCAUGGGCAAGGGGAGGUGAUGGGGUUAAUGUGAGGUUGCCAGAGUUCUACUGAAAAGGAGAUUUAGCAAAGAGAUUAAGGUUUUUAUGUGAAGCCAAUUUCUAUUGAAAUUUAAUUAGCUGUAUAGUUGGUAUGCACUGAACAGAACAUACCUAAAAUGCACAGCUUGGUAAGUUUUAGUACUUGUAAAGCCACGGAACCAUCAUCAUAACAAACAUCUGUCACUGCCAUAUCUACUUUCUGACAUUUCUCCCGGGACUUUCAGGCAACUACUAUUGACUGACUUUUCUCCCAUUCAAUUAGUUAGUGUUUUCUAGACUUUUAAUAUCAUUGGAGCCUGAAUGUUUACUUUUGUGUUUGUCUUUUUUUAUCUCCAUGCAUAGUUACUUUGAGAAUCAUCUAAGUUGCCGAUGUGAAUAAUUCGGUUUUUUCAUGAUAAUAUACUCUUUGGAUAUACCAUUAUUUCACUGGUAUUCAUCUGUUAAAGGAUGGCGUUUUGUGGUUUCCAGUCGGUCUCUCACAGAUAAGCUUACUAUUAACGUACAUAAAAUCCUUUAUAUGAACACAUGGUUUCAUUCUAAAAUGAAUGACUGUACCCAAAUGCAUUCCCAUCGACAGUAUGGGAACAUUCCAGUUCCCCUCUGUUCCUCACCAGUACUUGGUUGGUACGGUCAAUAGUUUGAAUAUUUCCUGUUUUAAAAGCGUGGAGACAUAUCUCACUGUGGUGUGAUUGCAUUUCCCUAACAAUUCAUGAUGUUGAACGUUUUUGUGUUCAUUUGCCAAGUGUAUGUCUUCUUUGACAAAAUGUCUGUUUUCUUAUUAGUAACUGAGAAGUUAAUAAAUGUGUUGGAAUUUGA